GUCUCAAUCAAAUGAAUAUUGGGUGUGCAGGUCCCAUGAUAAGUUAAGAAAUAGUUUGCUAAGAUUACCAUAAUUUAUUAUUUGAAGCAGGCAAUUUAAGGUUUUGUGUAUAUCAUUUGUUUUUAUAAUAUACACAAACAGUCUCAUGUUUCUUUGGCACUAUUAUUUGUUAUCGUAGAUGUUUGUUUUCUUUUUAAUUAUGUACUGCAUUAAAGGUGUACAUCUGGUCCUCCGUGGGUCUAAAAAUGUUGGAUAUUCUAACUCAAAUUUCAGAGCCCUUGUUUGAACAACCCUUAACAUUAUUUGAAAGCAUUUUAUCCAGGGUAGUUUUGCUUGAGCUUUUGUUUGUAGCUGUGCCUUUAAGAUAACGUCCUCCUCCUGGGAUGGGAAAUGGACAUGUGAUCGGGAAGCUAUGACAGUCUGCCUUCCCGAAGCACAGGCAAGGGAAAAGAGAGAGAGAGAGAGCAGAGAUCAUCGAAAGGGGAGAAAAGUAUUUAAAAACAGCAAACCGUAGAAGUUUAUUUCUUUUCUAGAGGGGUUAAGGGUAAAACUGUUCAGUAAAAAGUUGGAUAAGGAAUAGGUAAGUAGGUGCAAACUAGAGAGGAAGUGGAGGGAGGGUUUAACAGGAAAGACUAAAACUGUGAGCGGGAUUGAGAUAAGGAGAUCUGAAGGUAGUGUUUAGUUGGCAAAAGGUUGAAAAGCCGGAUGUAAGGGAGUGUGAAAAAAUACAGAAAAGGGAAACAAGAAAAGAAGUAAAAAUUGCAAGGAUGUAAGUUAAUGUCUGAAUAUAUCAGAAAAAGACAGGGAAAAUUAGUGUAUAUAACCGUGAACAGUAGCAAAAGAAUAUAACUGGAAGAAAGCAGAAGGAGCCAUGCCACAUUUUACAGUAACCAAAGUACCUGACUCUUACUGUGCUACUGAGGAGGCGACCUCCAGUCCUACGAGCUGGACUGAAAAUGAGGAUUCAUGGGGAGCUGAUCGGAGCCAAACAUCAGUAACAGAGGAGAACAGUAAGCUGCUAGACAUUGAUCGCAGGAAGAGUUCAGCGCUUUAUCAAAAUCACACCGAUGAUGAAGAGGAAUGUUUUGACAGAAAUCUGGCCCUGUUUGAGGAAGAAAUGGAUACUCGUCCCAAAGUUUCUUCCCUCCUUAACCGUUUGGCUAAUUACACAAAUCUGCCUCAGGGAGCAAAAGAACAUGAAGAGGAAAGUGAGGGCAAGAAGAAGGCCACAAAGACCCCCCGAAUGGGCACAAUAAUGGGGGUUUACCUUCCUUGCCUUCAGAACAUUUUUGGGGUCAUUUUAUUCCUUCGACUACCAUGGGUGGUCGGCACAGCGGGAGUCUUACAUUCCUUCUGCAUUGUAUUUGCCUGCUGCUGCUGUACCAUGCUCACCGCUAUUUCUAUGAGCGCCAUUGCAACCAAUGGGGUAGUGCCAGCUGGAGGCUCCUAUUUCAUGAUUUCUCGAGCCCUUGGUCCAGAGUUUGGAGGUGCUGUUGGCCUCUGCUUCUACCUUGGAACAACGUUUGCAACUGCUAUGUACAUUCUGGGGGCUAUAGAAAUAUUCCUGGUGUACAUUUCACCCCAGGCAGUCAUAUUCCAUGGUGCGGGGGUGGCAGAGGAAUCAGCAGCAAUGUUAAAUAAUAUGCGAGUAUAUGGAACUGGAUUCCUGAUUAUUAUGGCUAUUAUUGUGUUUGUGGGAGUGCGAUAUGUGAACAAGUUGGCCUCUGUAUUCCUGACCUGCGUCAUAAUGUCUAUUCUGGCAAUUUAUGCAGGGGCACUGAAAUCUGCAUUUUCUCCCCCGGACUUUCCGAUUUGCUUGCUUGGCAAUCGUACUCUGUCCAAGCAUCAUUUUACUGAAUGUGCCAAGAUAGUGGAGAGGGACAACAUGACCUUUGUCACAGACCUGUGGGAUUUAUUCUGCCACCCACCGGGUCAGCUAAAUGCAACUUGUGAUGAAUAUUUUGCCCAUAACAAUGUCACCUUAGUCCAAGGAAUCCCAGGCUUGAAGAGUGGGAUCAUCUCUGAAAAUAUAUGGAGCAAUUACCUUCAAAAAGGAGACAUAAUAGAGAAGGCUUCAUUGUCAUCAAUGGAGCAUUUGGCUGUGCAGUCUCAAGAGUAUGUUUUAGCUGAUAUUACGACUUCUUUUACCCUCUUGGUUGGAAUAUUUUUCCCAUCUGUGACAGGAAUUAUGGCUGGAUCGAAUCGCUCGGGUGACCUCAAGGAUGCCCAGAAAUCAAUUCCAAUUGGAACUAUUCUUGCAAUUCUCACAACCUCCUUAGUCUACCUCAGUAAUGUCAUCCUGUUCGGAGCUUCUAUAGAUGGAGUUGUGCUCAGAGACAAGUUUGGGGAUGCAGUGCAAGGAACUCUUGUAGUUGGUGCACUUUCAUGGCCAUCUCCCUGGGUCAUUGUGAUUGGAUCCUUUUUCUCUACUUGUGGAGCUGGACUUCAGAGUUUGACUGGAGCACCUCGCCUGCUCCAAGCCAUUGCUAAGGAUGGAAUAAUUCCAUUCCUGAGGGUAUUUGGACAUGGAAAGAGUAAUGGGGAACCCACAUGGGCUCUUCUUCUAACAGCAGUUAUUGCUGAGCUGGGGAUCCUCAUUGCUUCUCUGGACCUGGUGGCACCUAUCCUAUCUAUGUUCUUUCUGAUGUGUUACCUUUUUGUAAACUUGGCAUGUGGAUUACAGACCCUUCUCCAUUCACCCAACUGGCGCCCUCGCUUUCAUUAUUAUCAUUGGACUUUGUCUUUUCUUGGAAUGGCGCUGUGCUUAGCCCUCAUGUUCAUCUCUUCCUGGUAUUAUGCCCUCAUUUCCAUGGUAAUUGCUGGAAUGAUAUACAAGUACAUUGAAUACCAUGGGGCUGAGAAAGAAUGGGGAGAUGGAAUCCGUGGAUUGUCUUUGAGUGCAGCACGUUUUGCUCUCCUGCGUCUGGAAGCGGGUCCACCUCAUACUAAGAACUGGAGACCUCAGCUACUUGUUAUGGUGAAACUGGAUUCAGAUCUCCAUGUCUCGCAACCUCGUCUUCUUUCCUUUGCCUCCCAACUAAAGGCUGGUAAAGGUUUGACCAUUGUGGGCACAGUACUUCUGGGAGACUACCUAGACAGCCAUGCAGAGUCACAGGCAGCAGAGCAGGCACUGAAACACUUAAUGGAACAAGAAAAAGUAAAAGGCUUUUGCCAAGUGGUUGUGGCUCAGAAGUUGAAAGAGGGCCUUUCACAUCUUAUACAGUCCUGUGGUCUUGGAGGAAUGAGGCAUAACACUGUAAUCAUGAGCUGGCCAAGUAGCUGGAGACAGAGUGAUGACUCACGGGCUUGGAAAUCCUUCAUUACUACCAUUCGUGUGACCACAGCUGCACGCCAAGCACUUCUGGUAGCAAAGAAUGUAUCCUUUUUCCCUGGCUCCCGUGAAACAUUAGCAGAAGGGCACAUUGAUGUUUGGUGGAUAGUACAUGAUGGGGGCAUGCUUAUGCUUCUGCCCUUCCUUCUAAAACAACACAAGGUGUGGAGGAAGUGUAAGAUGCGUAUUUUCACUGUGGCUCAGAUGGAAGACAACAGUAUUCAAAUGAAAAAGGACUUGGCUACCUUUCUUUAUCAUUUACGUAUCGCUGCUGAUGUGGAAGUAGUGGAGAUGCAUGACAGUGAUAUAUCUGCAUACACAUAUGAACGCACACUCAUGAUGGAGCAGAGAUCACAAAUGCUGAGACAAAUGCGUCUUUCUAAAACAGAUCGGGAGCGAGAGGCUCAGUUGGUGAAGGACAGGAAUUCAAUCCUGCGUUUAACCAGUGUGGGCUCUGAUGAUGAUGAAGAUACAGAGGCUGCCCCAGAGAGAGUACAUAUGACUUGGACCAGGGACAAGCACCAUGCAGUCCGUGUUGCCCAAAGCAAACCAAUGCCGAGCUUUCAGGACCUCCUCAACAUACGACCGGACCAGUCAAAUGUUCGGCGUAUGCACACAGCUGUGAAACUUAAUGAAGUCAUUGUGAAUAAAUCCCAUGAUGCCAAACUGGUUUUGCUCAACAUGCCAGGACCCCCUCGUAACCCUCAGGGUGAUGAAAAUUAUAUGGAGUUUCUAGAGGUUCUGACAGAGGGCUUGGAGCGUGUGCUGUUAGUGAGAGGAGGUGGAACAGAGGUGAUCACCAUUUACUCGUAGGCACGCAUAGAGUGCAUUACUCAGGUUGGGGGUUGUGGAAACCAAUCUGAGAGAGAGUGGAGAGAUGGAACUUUUGUUAAUGCCAAAUUAAUCCACUCCCUUGAACGGAAAAUGCUGAAAAUUCUCAGAAGUGUUGGCAUUAAAGAUCUUUUCCCAUAAAUUGUAGUUCUCAAAAAGGGAGUCACCAAAAUACCCUGUUUAAUGCCAAAGGGGAGUGCCAUGAAUGCAUUUAUUGUCCAAAGAAUCACAAUCACCUCUGACUGGAAAAAGACUGAAUAAGACAUCAUGCUGUGACAAUGUACAUCUCUAUGCAGCAGUGCUCCUGCCUUUUCAAUAAUGCUUAAUGUUCUACUCAGCUGAAGAUAUCCAGAUUAUUUAAGACGUAUCUUUGGACAAACUAAUUAUUCUUAAUUAAUAAUAUACAAAAUUACUGUAUGCAAAUAGCUCAGUUUUCAUGAAUGGGUUCAGAGAACUAGCCAUUGUUAAGUCACUGACCCCUACUAACUUAAGCAAAUUCACAAGUUUGUGCAUAUUGUUAAGACUCAGCUUUAUCAGAUCAGACUCCUGUCUCCUUAUAACCCACUGAACACCAAAUAGAACUUCUCUUGUUGGCCACAAAAACCUUGGGUGUUCUAAUGUAUUACAUUCCUGUGAAAGUGAAGCCUCCUUCCUUUUUUUUUUCAUGCAUGCUGUCCUGAUUAGAACUGUGCAUCUGGCAAUUCUUCAGACAGCAUUGCUGGUUGAGACUACUAGCCCAAAAGUCUUCUCUUAGGCCAGAGAAAUGUACUUUGUGGACUCAUGAACUAAACAUGAGUAGCAGUACCUUGAUUCAUUGCAGUUUUAUAUCCGGAAGGGAUGGGAACCCCCACUAGUUUUAUUUAAAUUUGCACUACGUUUUUUUUUUUAAUACGACAUGCAAAUUGAGCAGGUUUUAAUUUAUUGUUCAGUGCAUCAUGCUAUGUGUUUGUUCAUUCUAUGACUGCUGUCUCUAUUUCUUUGUUGUAUUGCUGGAUAGAGUAGAUACCAAAAGUAUUGAAACUAGCAAUAGCUGCAUUAUAGAGAAGCUGCCUUGUCUAGCCUGUUUUAUGGCUGGCAAUAAAAGCCUUUAUGUCUAUGUCCCCUGUUUGUUGUGGAGGAUGGGUUCAAAACUACAGAAGAACAAAUAAAGUUUUAUAAGAAGA
Molecule: messenger RNA, 5325 nt
Organism: Xenopus laevis (African clawed frog)
Lineage: Eukaryota; Metazoa; Chordata; Amphibia; Anura; Pipidae
Gene: slc12a4.L
Product: solute carrier family 12 (potassium/chloride transporter), member 4 L homeolog
Exons: 25
Coding region: 872-4144 (1090 amino acids)
Biological process (GO): potassium ion import across plasma membrane; monoatomic ion transport; chloride ion homeostasis
Cellular component (GO): plasma membrane; membrane; synapse
Molecular function (GO): potassium:chloride symporter activity; chloride:monoatomic cation symporter activity; transmembrane transporter activity
Source: RefSeq, a predicted model, not a curated record